AUGACGAAGGGAACUUCCAGCUUCGGUAAACGCCGAAAUAAGACCCACACACUAUGUAGAAGAUGUGGAAGGUCUUCAUAUCAUAUACAAAAAUCUAAAUGUGCUCAAUGUGGAUACCCCGCAGCUAAGCUGCGUUCUUACCACUGGUCAGUGAAGGCUAAGAGGAGGAAGACCACAGGAACUGGCCGCAUGCGUCACUUGAAGAUUGUCAGAAGGCGUUUCCGCAACGGAUUCAAAGAGGGCCAACCCACCCCCAAGAAAGCUGUUGCCUCCUCGUAG
Leptosia nina is the source of this 279-nucleotide messenger RNA. Lineage: Eukaryota; Metazoa; Arthropoda; Insecta; Lepidoptera; Pieridae. The record is from the annotation of a GenBank genome assembly.